AUGCACGCUUGCCUAACGCUUUCAUUCUAUGAGCGAAACAAUCUAGUUCCCAUAUUCGCUCUACUAAACCCUUCAACCUCUAAAGAGGUAGCGGGAAUUUUGGCGCUUCGGAAUUUACCCCUCCAAAAUAUCUGGAGAUUUGUGUGGGAUGAUCUGUCGAAAGGACACGUAUUGGUUCAAGAACCUAAAUGGUACGAGCUGAUAGCACCAUUGGCAUCUGCCAGCAGAUUGAGGGUGAUAUUCGUCAGCAAUUAUCCACUCCACUACCAAGCAUCUGCACGCCCGUUGUUGACAUUGUACCGCGAAUUAUACUGGUGGAAGGCGCGCAAAGAAGGUCGUGACUGUAGAGAAAAAAGGGAAUUCGGAAGGAGAAUUGAGGAUGAGAACCCACAAAGACUCAAAACACUUAUACUCUUGGAGGGCCUAGUGCUGACGGGUAUCGAUGCAAGUUUUUGCCGCCUCCCCCGCGGCCUGUUCCUUUUUUUCGUCCUCCAAACACAUAAUAUCUCGUUCUGUGCCGUCUCACUGUUGAGAACAAUGAAGGCCUCCUGA
This is a messenger RNA of Lentinula edodes (shiitake mushroom), 552 nucleotides long. RefSeq lists its product as uncharacterized. The record is from RefSeq and is a predicted model, not a curated record. Bases 1 to 552 code for a protein of 183 amino acids. NCBI's taxonomy places the organism in Eukaryota, Fungi, Basidiomycota, Agaricomycetes, Agaricales, Omphalotaceae. The transcript is spliced from 7 exons.